AGGAUUAACACCGCUGGAUCUACUCAGUGGUUUUAACUACUCUCGGAACAAAUCGCAGAAUAGUCAUCAGAAAAAAAUGGCAUCCUCUCUACUCAACAGUUUCCGUCUCAACACAGACGAAGGCUGGCUUCCAGCUUGGUUACUGAUCGUAUCAGUAAUCUCGACCGCAAAUAGUCUCCAAUCCUACCUCAGCCCUUCAUACCAUCAACAACUCUACAUCGGCUCCUCACGCAACCCUUCCCCUUCGGCCCCUCUCGCAGCUCGCACUUUCGGUACCUGGACGUUUCUCUCGUCCGUUGUGAGGGCGUACGCAGCAUAUAAUAUUCACAAUCCCGUGGCUUACGAUAUGGCGUUUUGGACUUAUGGUAUUGCGCUGGGACACUUUUUGACGGAAGUGGUUGUUUAUGGGUCGGCGCAGGUGAGGGGGAGGUUUGUGUUUCCAUUGGUGUUUGCGUCGAGUGCGUUGGUAUGGAUGGGUUCGCAGAGGGGGUAUUAUCUUUCUUAAUUCAUUGCAGAUUGGGAGACAUGAAGACAGAUGUAUGGAGAAUGUGUGAUGUACGCAAUAGUUAUGUAUUAUAAUAGUAUCUACAGUCUUUUUCUGU
Messenger RNA from Talaromyces stipitatus ATCC 10500, 602 nucleotides. RefSeq names its product ergosterol biosynthesis protein Erg28, putative. Gene Ontology annotation, cellular component: membrane; endoplasmic reticulum. The coding region runs from base 77 to 505 and encodes 142 amino acids. Gene Ontology annotation, molecular function: protein-macromolecule adaptor activity. The transcript is spliced from 2 exons. NCBI's taxonomy places the organism in Eukaryota, Fungi, Ascomycota, Eurotiomycetes, Eurotiales, Trichocomaceae. The record is from RefSeq and is a predicted model, not a curated record.